GAAGCAAUGCUGGCAAAGACAUUUCUUUCGAGACAUGUCCUUGCUUCGAGGUGUUUCUCAUCAGUUACUUCAAAGACACUUCAAAUUGGAGAUGCAUUAAGAGAAACAAGAGUCUUCUCAAGUGAAGAUGUUAAAGCUUAUGCUGAGGUGAGCCAUGAUUGGAACCCACUCCAUUUCGACCAAGAAGUUGCUCGUAAAGCCGGAUUCGAGAAUCGCCUUGUCCAUGGGAUGCUCGUCUCUUCUAUGUUUCCCCGUAUCAUCUCUACCCAUUUCCCUGGAGCAGUAUAUGUAUCUCAAACUCUGCAGUUUCGAUCACCGGUUUACAUAGGGGAUGAAGUUCUCGCAUUGGUUCAAGCCACAGCUUUGAGAGAAAGCAAGAAUAAGUUCAUUGUCAAAUUCUCAACCAAAUGCUUCAAGAAGAAUCACGGUGAAGUUGUUGUUCUUGAUGGUGAAGCUACUGCAAUUUUACCGAACCUCGAGAUGCUACAGCCAAGUCCUUCGGAAUGA
Molecule: messenger RNA, 507 nt
Organism: Thlaspi arvense
Lineage: Eukaryota; Viridiplantae; Streptophyta; Magnoliopsida; Brassicales; Brassicaceae
Source: the annotation of a GenBank genome assembly